CGCCCCGGCCAAGCCCCGAGUCCUGCAAUGCAUCGAGUUGGUUUGUUGGGAUCGGAUUGAGCGAAGCAUGGCUUCUCGCCUUGCAGUAGUUUUCCUCCUCGGACUGCUAUUUGCCUCGCCAUUGUUAGCCAUCAAAUCCUUUGAUUUCUUCUACCUUGUCUUCAUGUGGCCGGGAGCAUACUGUGCACAGUCCAAGUGCUGCGUUCCAACCACCGGACUGCCUGCGGAAGAUUUCUUCCUCUGGGGACUGCAGACUUAUAAUGCCACGACUAUGAAAGCAGUCACCAAGUGCAUAAAAAAUUCACCCUUUUACAUCAACCAAGUAUUUACCCGGAUUUUAACCUGUAUUAUCUUACUGAUAUCCAAAGCGCUAUCGCCGAGGGAAUUGGAGUGACACCUGAAAUCCGAUGCAGCAAGGGGCCAUACGAUAAAUUCCAACUCUACCAGGUUUACAUUUGUGUCAACAAGGAUGGGGAAUUCAUGGAGUGCCCUGGCUCUCAAGGGUUCACGUGUUCCUCCUCUAUUCUUUUCCAUCCCUUUCACGAUUGGAUGUUGAAUAAGACUUCUGCUAUAGAUUCCAACUAUAUCAAGAUGCCCAUCUCAUGGAGUGAUCAAGAUGAUUGAGAGAGAGGUCAACUUUGAUCAUUUUUAUUUCCUUCGAAUAAGCUCUCUACUUGUCCAUCAAAUAAGACAAGUUCCUCUCUCUCCUUGGUUAGUGUUGCAAGCGAUAAUAUUAGUGGAUUGAUGGAUCAACAUGCAAGCAUGUAGCACAUAUGGUAUGUAUGGGUUUUAUGGUAAAAUAAACCAAUUUCUUGCUACUCAGCAAGGAUCAAGUAUUA
Elaeis guineensis (African oil palm) is the source of this 839-nucleotide messenger RNA. The record is from RefSeq and is a predicted model, not a curated record. NCBI's taxonomy places the organism in Eukaryota, Viridiplantae, Streptophyta, Magnoliopsida, Arecales, Arecaceae.